AGGGGCACGUGCGUCCCCCCCGGAUCCCCGCUCCCUUCGGCCCUGCACCAUGGCGGUGCCCCGCGCGCUGCGCCUGGCGGGGCCCCUGGGGAGAUGGUGGCCGGCAGCAGGCCCCGGACGGCGGGCCCAGCACGGUGCGGCGGCGGCUGGGUCUGGGGAGGUGCCUGGCUGGACCCAGCAGGAGAGCCUGGCGCAGAGUGACCCCGAGGUCUGGGACCUGUUGCGCCAAGAGAAAGACCGGCAAUGCCGUGGACUGGAGCUCAUCGCCUCCGAGAACUUCUGCAGCCGCGCGGCGCUGGAGGCGCUGGGCUCCUGCCUCAACAACAAGUACUCGGAGGGCUACCCCGGGCAGAGGUACUAUGGGGGGGCAGAAGUUGUGGACCGUGUGGAGCGGCUGUGCGCGCAGCGGGCGCUGGACGCCUUUGACCUGGACCCAGCAUGCUGGGGUGUCAACGUGCAGCCGUACUCGGGCUCCCCAGCCAACCUGGCCGCCUACACUGCCGUGCUGCGCCCCCAUGACCGCCUCAUGGGGCUUGACCUGCCCGACGGUGGCCACCUGACCCAUGGCUACAUGACGGACACUAAGCGCAUCUCGGCCACCUCCAUCUUCUUCGAGUCCAUGCCCUAUAAGCUCAAUCCGGCCACAGGGCUCAUCGACUAUGAGCAGCUGGAGGCCACGGCCCGGCUCUUCCGCCCACGGCUCAUUAUCGCUGGCACCAGUGCCUACGCCCGCCUUAUUGACUAUGCCCGUAUCAAAAAGGUGUGCGAGGAGGUGAAGGCCUAUCUGCUGGCUGACAUGGCCCACAUUAGCGGGCUCGUGGCUGCCCGUGUGGUCCCGUCGCCCUUCGAGCAUGCAGACCUGGUCACCAGCACCACCCACAAGACCCUGCGAGGGGCCAGGUCUGGGCUUAUCUUCUACCGCAAGGGCGUGCGGUCGGUGGACCCCAAGUCCGGUCGGGAGACGCUGUACGAUCUCGAGGAGCGUGUCAACUUCUCUGUCUUCCCCUCGCUGCAGGGGGGACCCCACAACCACGCCAUCGCCGCUGUGGCCGUGGCCCUGCAGCAGGUACCUUCGCCUGCCUCCCGGGAGUAUAGCCAGCAGGUGUUGAAGAACGCCAAGGCCAUGGCCGAGGCCCUUCUGAAGAGAGGGUACACCCUUGUCUCAGGCGGCACUGACAACCACCUCGUGCUCGUGGACCUGCGGCCCAAGGGCAUUGACGGGGCUCGGGCCGAGCGGGUGCUGGAGCUGGUGUCCAUCACGGCCAACAAGAACACGUGUCCUGGCGACCGCAGUGCCCUCACGCCCGGCGGGCUGCGCCUUGGGGCCCCUGCGCUGACCUCCCGACGCUUCUGCGAGGGCGACUUUGAGCAGGUCGUUGCCUUCCUGGACGAGGGCAUCGGCAUUGCCCUGGAUGCCAAGAAGCAGACCAGUGAGUGGGGAAGCCAGGGGACCCGGGCCCGCCUGGCCGAGCUGCGGCAGCGCGUGGAGACGUUUGCCCGUGCCUUCCCCAUGCCCGGCUUCACCGACCACUGAUCUCCACCCCCUUGGGACUCCCACCCAAGCAGGGGCUGUAGCACAUGAGGAGAGACCCCCCACCCUACCGCUGCUCCUCCUUUCCAGGGGGACCUGGCCCUGGGCGAUGCCCCCCUCCCACCUCUGGCCGUGCGGGCAGGAGGGUGGUGACGUGUAACAAAGUUGUUCCAUUCUCA
Molecule: messenger RNA, 1710 nt
Organism: Alligator sinensis (Chinese alligator)
Lineage: Eukaryota; Metazoa; Chordata; Crocodylia; Alligatoridae
Gene: SHMT2
Product: serine hydroxymethyltransferase 2
Exons: 12
Coding region: 50-1534 (494 amino acids)
Biological process (GO): purine nucleobase biosynthetic process; folic acid metabolic process; L-serine catabolic process
Cellular component (GO): BRISC complex; mitochondrial inner membrane; cytoplasm
Molecular function (GO): glycine hydroxymethyltransferase activity; protein homodimerization activity; serine binding
Source: RefSeq, a predicted model, not a curated record